UUGACAUCUCUACAUCGCUCUAUUUAACUGAUGUAUAUAAAUAUAGAACAUAUAUUAUGUGUGUGUGUGUGUGUUUUUUUUGCUCGAUCCCAACUCAAUGUCCUGCCACACAUCCUCCCACAUUACCUAGAGCGACAACCUGAAGCCAAGGACUACAAUGCUGUCCCAAAAAUGCGCAUGUCCAACCGAAUCCCCGACACAAGCUACAUUUUUUGACAGCAAUCAGAUGUUUUGGAAUGUUGGCGCCCAGACACACACACUCGGGCAGGGGUGUGUGUGCGCUUACACAGACAGAGAGGGCUUUGUUUUUGUUAACCUUGCCUAACGACGAAUGGCGAAAACAAAACAAAAACGUGAAGAAUCCAAAGCGAGAGGCGAAAAAAGGGGAGCACGUGCAGGAAAAACAGUGCACAGAGGGAAAAUCAGCAAUGGGCAGGCGCAGAAAAUGCGCUGAAUGGAAGCCAGAGAAGAGUGAAAAGCGGAGAGAGAGAGAGAGAGCUCUCCGAUGGGUGAAAAGCUCACUUUUCGACCAGCCUUUCGGGGCGUCCAGGAUUCCGAGUUUGUGGCCAAGUCAUUGCGUUCGAACGUCAGCAGUUGGAACAAGGACGCGUUACGUGCAGAAUCUCAGCGCGCAACCAUAAAAGUGGCCCGAGCGCGAUUUAAUUCACAGAAAAAAAGUUCAUAAAUAUGUAAGCAGCACACAAUAAAAAUUUAAAAAUUCCGCUGUUCAAAUAAAUGAGUAUCUUCAUAUACUCCAGUGCUGAGUGUGCGUGUGUUUCUCGCCGAUGCAGCAAUAAUUGUGCCAAAUCAGCAGUCUGUCGUUACGUAUACGCAACGUGUGCGAAGUGUUGUUUUAUUGAUUGCCCAGCAGCAGCAGCAGCAGCAAAGCCACAUUCAAACAAAAAGGAAAAUCGAAAAGGAAAUGUCGAUAAAACAGUGAAAGUUUAAAGGGCAGCCUCUUCUCUGAGGCUCGAACAGUGAAAUGUGUGCAGCUGACAGUCAAGGUCGACGUCGCCCCAUGUCACCCACAAAAACAUAAAGAUCUACGACGCAUAAAAAAAGCAAACAAACAAUAAUAAUAGUAAAAGCAAGCAAAACCCCUUUGCAGGCACUUUAAAGUCAUCAGCCGUUCACCAAGACAGCGAAAUUAAAAUGCCCGGAAUGGGGAGACGUCACAAGCACUACCAUCAUCGGCUGUGCGGUUCAUCUUCAUCAUCCCAGCUGCAGCGGCUGGUGGAGCUGCAGCUCCUCCUGCCGGCGGUGCUCGUCCUGCUGCUGGCCACCACCCUCGGACUCGCCUGCCGCGUCUCCGAGUUCUCGUGCAAGGGCAGCGGGAACAGCGGCACCAUUUGCGUUCCCCUGGACAAAUACUGCGACGGACGCAGCGAUUGCGCCGAUGGCAGCGAUGAGCCCAAACAUUGCUCCGUCUGCAAUCGCACAUAUUAUGGCGAUAUUGGACGGACCUACGCCAUAAAAGUGCCAACGCCACAGUGGAAUAAAUUGCCGUUCCUCUGUCACUUGACAUUCACGGCAUCCGGUCAUGAUCAAGGCGACAUUGUCCAGAUAAUCUUCGAUGGCUUUACGGUGGGCAGGUUCGAUGAGGGCAUGGUCGACACGGACGUGGAUGGUUACGAAACGAACCUUAGUCCCACCGGCGAGCUGCCCGGCUGUCCCGAGGGCUUCAUGCAGCUCAGCGAAUUGGGACGUCCAUUCACCGGUGGCUCCUGGUGCGGCAAGGCCACAGGACCGCAAUUGUACUUUAGCGAAACAUCCACGGUGACAGCGUCAGUGAAGGUAUUUCAUCCCCCACGCAAUAUCCGAGACGAAAAGCCCUUUGAGUUCAGCAUAAGAUAUAAAUUUAUAAGCCAGUCGGAUGCAGUUGUGAGAUACGGACUGCCCGAUAAGCCGCUCGAAUUGGGCCGUGUGACACCCGGCACCUAUUGUACCAGGCAAUUCGAUGAAUGCUAUCGUAACAAGUGUCGCCUGCAAAGUCCGAAUUAUCCCGGAAUGUAUCCGAGGAACGUAACCUGCUACUGGACGAUCCGGCAGAAGGAGGUCCCGACCAGCAAGCACGCCAUGAUUGCCGUCAGCCAGGAGAAUCAGCACAAGGCCUUGGUGAAGCGCUCAAUUGCUAGCUUCAACAAAACCUCACGAUCCAUCCGUGCGUGGUCGGACUGUACAGGUGAAAGGGAUCACCUCAUUUUCUACGACGGCAGUUCCACCAACGAUCCUGUUUUGGCCAAAUACUGCGGCGGAGAUUGGCUGCCACGCGUCGUUUCACGUGGUCCGGAAAUGCUGGUGGCUUUCCACUCUAGCCCAUUUUCCGCACCCUUGCAGCAGGGAAUACCGAAUCGCGGCUUCGAACUGGACGUGGACAUAUUAUUUACUGAUUCCGAUUCGUUUGACUUUGCCCAAGGUACCAAGAACCUAUGUGAAUUUCACGUUAAUGCCUCGAAUCCAGAUGAUGUGCUAUUCUCGCGUCGCGGCCGCAUGGGACGCAUUGUGAGUCCGCGUCACACGCUUCCGCCGAAUACGACAUGCACGUACCACUUUCACGGAUAUCCUGGUGACCUGAUUUGGUUAUCGUUCACCAGCUACAAUCUGCAGAUCCUGCAGCAGGCGAUACACGACAACAAUACGCUGGGACGGAGCGAUCUGCCGCCGUGGAUAACGCGCCUGAGGAUGUGGGAUAGCUAUGGAACCUAUGUGCCCAUGAAAUCGACAAGUUCAACCACCGGACAGCCACCCCCACCGCCGCCCGUGGCCUCCUCGGCGGACGGGGGCAAGCCCACGCUCCUGAAUCAGAGCAACUACGGCAGCUACUACUACAGUGCCAGCAAUCCGAAGCUGAAUCGGAACCUGCGGGUGAACAUUGACAACGCCUGGAAUCCGGUGGACACCUACAUCUAUGGGCCCACGCAAUCCAGUGUCUUUAAUCAGGAGAACAAGUACAGUGGCUACCAAGGCGGAGGGCCGGGCGGGGCAUCAGCAGGAGCAGGUGGCUCCGCCAAGCACUUGCCGGGCGUCAAGGACAGUCUCAACUUCAUUGCCAGCGGCAAGUCCUCGAAGGAGGUCUCCGCUGCCGCUGUUCUCAGCUCGGAUCGGAAUAGUGCUCUGGCCCUGAUGAGCACCAAGGGAAAGCGGCGACUUAUGCUGGAGAUCUACGACUAUGAGACCCCAAAACUUUGUGACCACACGGCCAUUGGAAGUGGUGUUAGUGGAAGUAGUGCCGUUAUGGGUGGCAACAAGCAGAGGCCCUGCAGUCCAUUGGAAAGCUACGUGAGCACUGGAAGGGAUUUGAAACUGGAGUUCCACACGCAUACGGGCACCGCUUUGUUCCCGGCCCAGUUUGCCCUCAACUACGAGUUUGUGGACACGGAGCAGGGCGGGGAGACCUGGACGGGAAGGCGUGGCGAGGACCCUGUGCCGCCGCUCUGCUCCAGAGUUUUCCGGAAGCGCAAGGGCAACAUCCAAGUGCCGAGGAAUGUGUUCCUUUACGGGAGAGGCGGUGCCAAAAAUAUAACCUGCUUGUAUCGCUUCGAGGCGGGUCCUUCGGAGAGGGUUAAGCUGGUCCUACACAAUGUCUCCUUCGGGGAGGGUACGGCCUGCACCACGGACUCGGAUUUGCAUACAGGCCGACCUCGCUGCAACCAACUGGAUCCGGAGGGUCGAAUCACAGAGCUGCGACUGUUCGAUGUCCCUUUCAGGGAUGUGAAAAUCCAGCUGGGCUGCUUCUGCGAUAACUCCAGUGCUCUGUACAGCAAUGCACCGCUGACCUUUGUCUCCCACUCCAGGAUAAUGGAGCUCUCCUUUACGGUCACGCGGUUAAAUAUCUCCGAGGACUUUGCGGACGUUUUCUUCUCGGCUUCGUACGAGUUUAAGCGGCAGCCGGACUGCAGAAAGCAGUUGAAGCUGAAGGGCGCCGGAGGAGAGGACGAUCUGAAGUAUCCGCUCAAGACUCAGGAUGCCAGCUGCGAGGGCUUAGCCUGGUACAUUGAGGCCCAGUCCGCAGAAAGAUCACUGUUUGUGCAAACCUGGGGAGCCUAUUUGCCGGUGGAUCCCACCUCUGAGGAUGCCAUGAGAUGUCACACCAAGAACCGACUGAUGAUAUAUUCAGGACGACCACUGCGACCCAUGAGGGUUGUAUGUCCUGCGCAGAGUGGGCCCAGGCCAAUGUCCUUGCAUAUAUUCUCAGAGGACUGGACCAAUGGACAGCCCUUGUUUAUGAACAAACCCAUCAGCCUGGUGCUGGAACCCAUCCUCAAGGAGCCGGGCGACAUAGCCUUUACGUGGCUAGAGAUCCAUCGCACCAAGAACGCCCUGCUGCAGCAGCUGGACCUGCAUGUGAAUGCGAGCGUUACCACGGGCUUGGGCGGUGGCAGCCAGACCUCCUCCCAAUCCUCCUCGUCCAGCUCCAAUACGGGAAUUGGCGGACUGGGCGGCACCAGUGGUGGCGCAGGAUCCCCCAAUACCGGGGGAGCAGGAGGCUCUGGAGGCAGCGCGACGGCCAACGAGACACUGAACGAGUUCGGUUUCUUUCCCAAGGAGUCGGACUGCGAAUACAAAUGUCCUGAAAUUGAUGCAUGCAUUGCGGCCAGCCUGUGGUGUGAUGGUCAUCACAACUGCCCCAGCGGAUUCGACGAAUCGGAGGAGGAGUGCGGCACCGCUCGCAAGCUGCUGGAGUUGCCGGGCGGCGUGUUCGCCGCUCUGGGCUGCAUCGCGGCCGCCCUGACCGCCUGCCUGAUAUUCUGCAUGUUCGGCCUGAUGAGGAAGCGGAAAAAGUCGGUGGUGCAGAAGGGCGGCGGAGUGGGCGGCGUCGGGGGCGUUGGCGGCAUGGGCGUGGGCAUCGGCUUCAUGAAUGGGGCAAGCAAUGGCAACGUGUCCGCCGCCAGCAUCGGCACACUGAAGAAGGACUUCAAGAAGGAGGCACUGUACAUCGAUCCGGCCUCCUGACACGGGCUCCAGCCGGUCGAGUAUAUCCACGUGGACCGCGAGACCACCGUGUGAUAUGUUGCCGCCGGCUGUGGCAUCACCUAUGAUCAUGUGGAGCUUUGCAUGGAGCAGGCCUGACCGUUCAAAAUCUGGCCUGGGGAUUUUAAAGAUACAGCGUUAACGCCUGAAGGUAUGAGGACACUAAAAGAACCUACAUUUUAAGUCGAUAACUUUUUCUAAACGCUUCUGGGAGUCAAACAAAUUAGGAAUGAGCGCGAAAGUGUGUGUGUUCAGUGGAAUGUUUAUAGAUAUGAGCCUUCAAAUAGGUUUUCCUGGGUUUCCUGAUCAAUUUUUUAUUCCCUAGCUAGUCUGUAUACAUAUAUUUUUAUUCGAUCAGUUACAAAGAAGUCAGGACUUCUUAAUUCCAUAAAUCAUUUAAAUUUUUAUUGAAAUCCCUGCAGACACUGCCUUACUUCUUUUAACACCACAUUGAACCUUUAUUUUAUCUUUAAAAUUAAAACAUUAAAUUACAAUUCUAGGCAUGCAUAGAAACUGUCACAUUUUUAACAUUUACCCAGUCUUGACUUCUACAUUAUUUAUAAAUUAUUAUUCUCAUUACUCCUUUCAUUAAGACUACACACAGGAAAGCAAACAGAACAUUGCAGAGAAAACUAUUGUAAAUUAGGUACCUUUAAUACAGUUAUAGAUCAGCUAGAGAGCAAGAAAAAUUCGUGGUCAGUACGUAGAUGCCUUUGGCAUAUUUUCCACAUAGCACAUAGCACCCAUUAAAAGGAAGGUAAACAAAUUACAUUUAGCAACUAAAUGAAAAAGAUCAUAAACUACAAUGAAAUUGUAUAGAGAGAGUAACUCAGUAAAAAAAGCAAAGCAGAUCCCUCUUCGGGGGGCCCUCUGGCAUUAUCUCUAAGUGAUUAGACUAAGUAUGAAAACUGUUAGCAGCAUUUGAAUGUGAGUUGAGCGGGAGAGUUGAGGAAAAUCUCUACAGUGUUGUGAUCUAAGGCAUGCACAUACUGAACUAAGUUUAAACACAAGCAAGUCGAAGCAUUUACAUGAUUAACACUCGGUAUGGAAUAUAUGUAUACAUACUUUGGUUUAGUCAUUAGCUAGUAUAUAGUCAAUAAAUAUUGCAGCACUCUUGGGUUUUUUAUCGUACAGCACAGACACAGCCGAGAGCAUCACUUAGUGGUUUAUUACAUUCAAACAAAUCGAAGCGACAAAUUUAGAAAUGCAAUUGUUAUUAAUGGUUAAGUAGAAACCCGAAACAGAGAUAUGUUCACGCUUUAUCUCGACCGAGAGAACUGCCAAAAGAAUUUUAAAGCUAAAGGAACAAUCAUAUGUACAUAUUUUUGUCAAGCAAUUACUUUGCAUUUGAGUUCGUAAAUUGAACACAAUUGUUUCCCAUAAUUAGCUGCAGUAAAUAAUAUUCCUAACGUUACAUGGACUUUGUAAAAAAAAGGAAACUACAAGCAAAACAUAAUAUUGAAGUGUACUCUACCAUUUAAGCCAUGUCCCACAACCCAUAUAAACAAUCAAACUUUUGGCAGUUGCUAGGAUUAAGCAAACACCAAACCAAAGUUAAGCGAAUAAACAAGACAUAAGUACUUUAUUUUAUAGACGCUAAACUAGGAACAAAAUUAUGAGAAUGAAAAUGAUACAGAAUAUAAUAACGAGGAAUAAUAAAACUGCCUGCAAUGCGAAUUUUAAAAAUUUAAAAACCUCUGACAUAUGCAGACAGAAUCCACAUCUAUAAAAACCCAUUAAAAUUUCAACUUCAAUCAAGUUUUACUGAAAAGCACGUGUAUAAAUAAAUAUAUAUAUAUAUCUGAUUUAGUCGCCAUGGAAGGGUAAAAAAAAGAAAAGGAAUACAUAAAUUAAAUCAAAUAUUUCAUUUGGCAUUUUUUGAUAGCAAAUAACCUAAAUAUUUAUAGCCAAAAAAGGAAAGAAACAAGAACCACGCGCACUUUGUACAAUUUGAUGAAAAACAAAGAAUUAUUAUUAUUUCCAGACACACCGGCAAGCAGCAGCAUAUACAUAUGGGAUAUUUUACACGCAUCCACAUAAGCGAUAAAAUAAUACUGAAAAAGCCACACAUAUAAAAAAAACGAAUACAAAUUAAAUUAAUUAAAAUUGGCGCGUAGGCCAGGAAAAUGCAUUUUAGCUGCCGGCAAAUAUAGUGAAAGAACACGGUUGGCAGUGCAUUUAAAUAAGUAGCUUUAAGACCAGCUGGAGCUGGAUACUACUUCGUUGGCCAUUACUGUCACACCACACACACCACACACACAUUACACACACAUCUCAAUCGCCAGUUCGGUUCAGUUCCUUCUCUCAAAACCAAACCAAACUAUGGAAAUUUCUGUGCCAACUGUGUUUAAAGUAGUAUUCGAAGAUAAAAUUCGAAUAAACGGAACGAACAAUGAGAGCGAAGGGAGAAAUUGAAUUAUUACCGCGCAUAAAACAUUGCAUGUAAUUUAUUUGAAAUGUUCGAAAAUAAAUAACCCAAAAAUAAAGAGAAAAGAGAGGAAAACCGUGCGCGAGAUGGUAAAUAAUAAUAAAAUACAGACAGCUGUGUAAAUAGUCAAACUGCGUACAGUCAACACAUAUUAAAUUCAAGACAGAGACGAAGCCGAAAUCUAAUGGAGAUCAGUUUUGGGUUCCUUCAGUUUUGCCCCCCUUAAAUAAGUUUCACUUGUAUGAUAAAUAAAACUAAACAAAAUAUUUAUAUAGAGAUAUUAUUAUACGUAUAUGGACAAGGAAAUCCCUAACCUUAAUGACGCACUGAAUCAAAUAGAUGAAACGAGUAUUUAAUAAAAAAAACCAAG
Drosophila serrata is the source of this 7769-nucleotide messenger RNA. RefSeq lists its product as uncharacterized. Lineage: Eukaryota; Metazoa; Arthropoda; Insecta; Diptera; Drosophilidae. Gene Ontology annotation, molecular function: protein binding. The record is from RefSeq and is a predicted model, not a curated record. Gene Ontology annotation, cellular component: plasma membrane.